AUGCUCAAUGACUUUAACCUCGGCUCAAAACCUGCCGCGGCACCUUCAGCCACAACGGGCACUCAACCUUCGGAAUCGACACCUCGACCAGAGGCAAAGGCAGACCCGUCAAAACCUACAGCAAACCUGGAAAAUGACUUCUCAGAGGAGGACUUUGCGAAACAGCUACAAGCCGGGAUGGCUGAUCUGCUAGGCGAGUUGGAGAAAUCUGCUCAGUUUGAAGACGUGUUCAAGCAGAUGAGCGCAGCGACAGGCGAGUCAGCCACAGCGCCUGCAGAGACUGCGGCAGCCGACAAGUCUAGCAAGCCCGAGGACCCGACAGCAGCAGACGCUUCCUUCCAGGAGACAAUCCGUCGCACCAUGGAACGCAUGCAAAACUCGGGGGAGCAGGCCACUGCUGCUGCCGCCUCUGGGUCUGAGGAUGACUUCAUGGCUGAGAUGCUGAAACAGCUCUCGUCGGGUGCCGCGGGAGGCGAGGGCGGCGAGGAAGACUUCUCCAAGAUGCUUAUGGGCAUGAUGGAGCAACUCACGAACAAGGAGAUUUUAUACGAGCCGAUGAAGGAGCUGCACGACAAAUUUCCAGAGUGGUUGGACAAGAACCGAGCAACAACCUCCAAGGAGGACCUGGACCGUUAUGAGCUUCAGCAGGGGAUAGUGGCGGAGAUAGUGACCAAGUUCGAGGACAAGUCGUACAAGGACUCCAACCCGGCGGAUCGAGAAUACAUUGUGGAGCGGAUGCAGAAGAUGCAAGCAGCAGGAUCGCCGCCUCCCGAUCUGGUUGGGGACAUGUCAUCUGCACAAGAUGCCUUCAACAUGCCAGACGAUCAGUGUAACCCACAAUAG
Emericellopsis atlantica is the source of this 843-nucleotide messenger RNA. Its product is annotated as peroxin. Gene Ontology annotation, biological process: protein import into peroxisome membrane. Bases 1 to 843 code for a protein of 280 amino acids. Lineage: Eukaryota; Fungi; Ascomycota; Sordariomycetes; Hypocreales; Bionectriaceae. The transcript is spliced from 3 exons. The record is from RefSeq and is a predicted model, not a curated record. Gene Ontology annotation, cellular component: peroxisomal membrane; peroxisome.